Uranotaenia lowii is the source of this 6795-nucleotide messenger RNA. RefSeq names its product beta-1,3-galactosyltransferase 9. Gene Ontology annotation, molecular function: hexosyltransferase activity. The coding region runs from base 1270 to 2502 and encodes 410 amino acids. Gene Ontology annotation, cellular component: membrane. The record is from RefSeq and is a predicted model, not a curated record. The transcript is spliced from 4 exons. NCBI's taxonomy places the organism in Eukaryota, Metazoa, Arthropoda, Insecta, Diptera, Culicidae.
CGUGCGGGCGACAAACGGUUAACAUUUAUUGGAUCCUACGCGUCUUGUUAGAAGUUUGUGCGUGAGAACAUGCCCACUAUUAUCAAUGUAUGAUAUUGGUGCGUUGGUUGGCUAAUUUUCGUGUAAAGGCUUUUUCUUCUGCUGGAUAAUAAUUUGUAAAGUACAAUUUACCUAGUUGCUCAAAUUGCGGCGGGACAGAUGAUUGUUUUGGGAUCUGAAGCAUCCUCGAAGAAGUGUUAGGUGCUUGGAACUGUUCUCCGAAGAAUUUACUACUGUGUUGUGUUUCCAGACCCAGACAUCAGAAUUUUGGAAAAAAAGAUUUCACUCUAAUGUUUGAAACCACGGCGCGGAUUGCCUAAAAAAUCAGUGGGUUGACUUUCAAGUCGUCGCUAAUCAGAAAGCCGAUUAUGGAACCGAUCCGAUGGGCGGCGGUCAGUCGUCAGUAGAAGGAGCUGAAGAUUCGCGAAGCGAAACGUUUUUAUUAGGGGGUGAAAUGCGUUCCGGUCUCGUUGGCUGGUGUUGGCCUUAGCGCUAAGUUUUUGUGCCAGUGUUUCAACUUUACGACCGAGGGGUUUUUCUGCGACUUCUUGGCCUACGACAGCAAGAAGCGGUACCGUAAGGAGAAGAAGAUCUUGUGGAUAGUUUCGGAUCGGUGACGAUCGAGUUGGGGUUUGUUAUUUGAAAAAAUAAAAAAGCUGAUUAUAAAGUGGUGACUCCGUAAUUGAUUGCCGCUGUGUGUUGUGUUGUGGUCGACCGCCGUCUUCUACAAUCACCCGUUAUUUUUUUGGUACCAACCUGAAGCCGUUGUGUUUGGAUGAUACGAAUUGCAAUCCGACGAGGACCUGUCCAGUUCCAUCGCACCCGAAGAACCCCUAGAGCACCAACAUAGUAUAACCUUGGAGAACACCGUAGUCACUUCGCUUCUAGGUAUUUUAAUUACUCAGCUUUUCCGGUCCAAGAAUGCAUCGUGUAUAAUUGCACCAUGCGUUAAUCACCCCACAUACCACCGCUAGGCACACACAACUCAGUAGAAGAAGAGGAGGAGAGGAGAAAAAAACCCAACGCGACUAAUUGUGCCAUAUGCAAACAACCAUCAACCAGUCCGCUAUCGUGUCACGUGUUUUAUCAGCGGGGAACAAACCGAAGGAGGAAGAGGUCAGCGACCCGAUGCUACCAUUAGCAGAGGCAGCGUGAUUGGUACACGAGACUAGAAGCCGGCAAAUCACACAAACAACAACGCCCCGUUCCUUCCGCAGACCCGAAUGUGUCAUGUUCGAGCGGCGUCCCCUGUUCGGAGCUCUCGUAGUGCUAACGCUUCUGAUCACGGGCUGGCACAUGUCGUUCCAAGAGGCCAACAGCACCUCCACCGGGGGCAUUGGAAACGGACUUGGGGGCGCGGUCCCAUCGUUCGAGCAGCAGCAACCGAUACCCUCCCUGACUGCGUCCCCCCUUAGCAGUAAAGGAGGUGGAGGAGGAAUUGGGGAAAGUGGUGAAGAUACUAGGCCACUACUCUACGGUCAGGCCCUCAAUCAAAGCUUCAGCCCAGUGCCACCGUGGCCUACGUUACUAGUACUGAAUGCAGUCGAAACGUUGCCAAUAGAUGAUUAUAGCAGUUUAAUAGAUUUAAAAGAUUUUAGAUUUACUAUCAAUUUCAACAAUUGCACCAGUGCGAACGAGAGGAGAAAGCGUGAAAGCACGCGAAGUGAUAGCCUUAAAGGUGACGAACGAUGGACACCGUUAAUUUUAGUUCUAGUACAUUCAGCGCCCAGUAAUUGGUACAAACGGAAUACCAUCCGGGAUACCUGGGGACAGUUCGAUCCGCGGGCAAAACUAGUCUUCCUGCUCGGUGCGGUCAACUCGACGACCCUGCAGAGACGCAUUGAGGAGGAGAACCGGCAGCAUGACGACAUUGUGCAGGGGAACUUCAUCGAUGCCUACAGGAAUAUGACCUACAAGCACGUGAUGGCUCUCAAAUGGUUCACAUAUCACUGCCCGGAAGCCAAAUACAUCCUUAAGGCUGACGACGAUGUCUUCGUGAACACACCAGUUCUGUACGACAGUCUGGAAUCCUACGCUCAGCGGUCAGGUUUAUUGUUUUGCCAAAAGAUAAGCCGUGCUGCCGUCAAACGAACCUAUCGCUCAAAAUGGUUCGUUAGCAUACGGGAAUAUCCUAACAAAUACUAUCCAAAUCACUGUCCUGGUUAUUCCAUCAUUUACACACCGGACGUGGCGUUCCAGCUUUACAAGGAAGCUCAACAGCAGCCCUACUUCUGGAUCGAUGACGUCCACCUGACGGGAACGAUCGCCAACCGGGUCAACGUAACCAUCACCCCGACAGGAUCAAAACUCCUGAAUGCAACGCAAAAAGAGGCCAUCAUCGAUCGCCGGUUGAACGCCAGCGAUCAGCCGUUUUUCUUCACUACUCCGGACCUUCGCGACGGGGACAUACGGAAGCUCUGGCAGGCGGUCAGUAUUUCCGCAAAAAGCACUAGGAUAAGAUAGUAUAGCAGCAACAGCAGCAGUACACAGCUAGAAGCAAACGAACCAAUCAAACGCGGAUCAAUGGAAGCUGCGCCGUGAACGACGAGGUACCAAACAAAGGUGUGUGUGAACGAGUGCGUGUUGUGAAAACUCAAGUCAUUUAGCGAAAACGUUAGAUUAGCUGAUAGGAAUUGAAAACAAACAAAAAAAAAACUAUUUAAUAGGUAUAACUAAUUCUUAACACAGAACUGUUCAAUCUCUAGAAAGUGAUUCUUGAGCCUUUUCUCAUCGAUACGAGUUGAUAUUAGCUAGGUACAUUCGUUUUGUUUUUCGUUAAUUUUUUCAUCCCACACAGAACUGCUUCGAUUUAAAUUAUUUAAGAAAGAAAGGAAUUUGACUUGCGGCUGGCUUCUAUGGGUUAUAUUUGGCUUUUUUUUUUUCAUAGAACAAAACCUACGAUUUAUUGUUUGAGGAGUAAUUUCGAAAAUAUUUUAAUGGUAAAAUCAGAGUCGAAUAAGAAGACUUAGUGUGAAAUCAAAAUUUUGAUUUAUUCAGGUUUGUAAUAAGAAAUUAAUUAGCAUGAUUUGAAGAAAAAUUUAAAGUUUCAAUCAAAAACAAAAGUUUGUUGGACUUCAAAAUCAAAAGUUUAUAUAAAAUCUUUUAAAAUCUGUUGGGGCUUUUGUUCAAUAUGGUCAAUAUAGUAAUUUAUUAUUUCGUGGCUCCAGAGAGUGAAGAUAUGAAGACAAAUAAAACGGUUUUGUCCUUAUGUCAAAUAUAUUUAAAAAGCUUCUCAUAUUAUGAUUUUUAAUUCCAGAUUCUAAAUAGAUCGUUUUCUUAAGAUGCAGAAUAUAAUGAUUCCAAUAAAUUUUAAUAAUUUUUGAAUUAAAACUAGGUUUAUUUGGCCUACUUGGCAAAUUUAAAUGUGCCGAGUAUAUUUAUUUUUAAACUAAAAAUUUUACUAGGUUACCAAAGGAGAGAACCGUAAUGGUCGCGGCUUAAAUUUCAAUUCUGAGUUGUGUUUGUGAUCCAAUCAACUUUGCUGGAGACGUUUAACCUCAAAACUGCUAGCGAACAAUAAUGAAGUAAUUAAUUCCGAUCGCACCUUUUCGAUGAACCGGAAGGAUAGCGACUGUAAAAGUUAAUUUAACGGCAAUCCGAUUCAAACAUCAUUUCGUUAAAUAUGUCAUUUGACAUUUGAACCUUGUAGGGGGCAUUACACGUGGCUGAGCAGAAGAGCAUGCAUGAGCAAGCAACUCCCAGAGCGCUGCUGUUUCUGUAUUCCGAUAUAAACAGGUACAGGUACAAGAUAUGUUUCUAAUCAAGUCCAGGCACGUUGUGAUUAGAUUCAUGAAAACAUCACACGGUUAUAUUCAAAACAGUUUACUACCGUGUUACUUCAUUAACUGGUUAGUAAUGUUAGUAAUCUAACUAUUUGAAGAAUUUUAUAUCACAUUGGGUUUGAUUUAUCAAACUUAUUAAUUUCACAAAUUUUCAAAUAGGUAAUGUUUAAAAAACAGUUUUUGAAAGUCUCCAUAGCUUGUAUUACUCAUAAAACCUAGUUGCAAAAAGUCUAUCCUAGUUAUGCAAUUCCCAGCUGUGCUCCUUGCAGGCCCACAUGGACCGAGAUACAAUAGAAGUGACCACAUUACAACCACCCCAACCCCAACAUUAUUCCGUUCCGUUGAUCCUUGUGUCCCAGUCCACUUGCGGCAGCUAGUGCUCUUUUUAGGAGACGCUAAUCCUAGAACAGGAGAUUGUGGAGGUAUCUGUUUUUAGACCGAGUAAGUUGGUAGGUGGCGCUGAUUGUAGCAGCUCAUUAUCAUUUCAAUCGACUAUCCCACCCACCUUAAAACUAGGAGGGACUUUUCCGAGCCCUUUUCUUCCCAAGAGAAGUUCAAACGUUGGGACCGUUCGCAGACACACUGAAGAAGGGACAGACAUUUUUGCGGCUGAUUAUUGGGAGGGUGGACGGGAUUACAUUUGCAUCCGCACAUUGUUGUUGACCAACUAUAUCUACUGCUGCGGUUCAGUGAAUUGGCACUGGUCUCAUGAAAAACACGUUAUUGUGGAGCAGAAUAAAUCUUAUGACUUAAAUAAAAAAUAACUCCAAAAAUUGCGUUCUGUUUUCUUUUUUUUGAUAGGAACAAAACUGACAUUCUGAAUUUUUUGGAUUUAAGAAAAAAUAUUACUCAAAAUGUUGAUGCAUUAUUGAGUGGCUCCAUAGAGUAAAAUCUGAAGAAAAACUUGAUUUUGUUCCAACCGUUUCAAAUAUUUCAAUUCUUAGUCAGCAUUCUGCUAAAGAGCUUAAAAUUCAGAUUAGAAAUUCAAAUUUAAAAUUCGGGUUCAGGGUUCAUAUUCAGAAUUCAGAAUUUAGAUUCUAAUUUUAGGAAGGGAUCAAUUACCGUAAUUUAUGUUUGUUAUUUAAUUUAACGGCCUUAUCGGCGCAAAGUGAUGUCCUUUUCUAGUAAGAUCUUAAGAUUAUGAUUUUUUUUCUUAUAGACGAAUUUAAAUUUAGAAGAAAUGAAAGACAGUGAAAAUGAGUGGAUAGAAGUUAUGAGAUUUGGUAGGUGAUGAUAAUGCUUCGAAUAAAUUCUACCUGCUCAUUUUUACUAACUUUCAUUGCUUCUAACUUCCUAAAUAUCCGUUUAUAAAAAAAUUCAUAAUCUAAAGAUGUUCUUACUAAAAAAAACAUCACUUUUCACCGAUAAGGCCGAUAGAUUAAGUAACGAAUUCAGAUUCAAAAUUCAGAAUUUAGAUUCAGAAUUCGAACACAAACACAUACAGGAUCUCAAUCAAACUUGAUGUUUCCUCGAAGAGAUUCCUUUUUCUUAACUCUAAGCGUUUAUCUUUCAAGGACAUGAUGGCUAGCAUCUUACAAAUGCUGAAACCACCAACCAACAGAAAGUGUACUAUGUUUGCCGUGACCGGGAUUCGAUCUUAUGCUCGUUGGCUUAGAAGACUUGAAGGCUAUCCUCGCUAGGCCACGACGGGCUGCGGCUCAAUUCAGAUUCAGUAUUCGGAACUCCGGGAUUAGAAUUCAGAUUCAGAAUUCAGAUUCAGAAUUCAGAAUUCAGAAUUUAGAAUUCAGAUUCAGAAUUCAGAUUCAGAAUUCAGAUUCAGAAUUCAGAUUCAGAAUUCAGAUUCAGAAUUCAGAUUCAGAAUUCAGAUUCAGAAUUCAGAUUCUUUAUGAAUGGAACGACUGUUUUGGUUGAUUUUUUUAGGGAUUUUUAACGGCUAUCAGUCUCGGAUUUUUAAGUAAAAACGACUGUUUUUUACUCCAACGUUUCGAUCCUUAUUGGAUCUUCAUCAGGGGCUAUAAUUUAUUGCUAAUUUAGUGAAAAUCGACUUUGAAUUUUGUUGGUGCUUACCGAUAAAGUGUCGUUUUCUUGUUAAGUUUGAUUCGGCUUAUCUUGAACUGCUGUCAUUGGGUUUCUGUGUUGGAUUAUGUUGGUUAUAAUUUUGUGUUUCAUGUAUUUUAAAGUUUGGUGAGACUUACUGCUGACGAAUUUUCGUAGAAUAUUCGUUUUUCUAUUGAAUUUUGGGAGUUUUAAAAUUUUUUUCUGCAUUCGAACUUUGCACUGUGGACUGUUUUGGUUUUCGAGUUGUUUUUAAAUAUGGCGUUCACUAAUUUGUGUUGGUGUAAUUUAAUGUUUGUGAUGUUGUGUUUUGAUCCUUGGUAUUGUGUUUUGCUUCUUGGGUUUUGAUUUUUUCCAAACACUGAAAAAUAUUUGUGUAUGUUGAGUGUAAAAUAUCUGUAUCCUUUUUAAUGUUAACUGAUGAUGAUGUUGUUUUUAUGUGGCAGCUUUCCAGCAUCAUGAGUUUGUUUUGAUUGUCUCCCCUGUCGAUGAUUUUGGCCUUAUCGAUGUUGAACAGGUGGUGCAUAGCUGCUUCAUGUUCCAAUAAUGCUGUUUGCUGCCUCAAAGUUGUUAUCUCGUAAUCCUGAUCGGUGCAUCCUCUGUCCCACAGUCGUUUUAGCUCGUUCGUUUGUGUUCUAUGUUGUGACAUCCGUUGUUUCAGUUUUGCUAUAGUACAUCCAAUAUAGCAGGCGUUACAUUUCCGUUCGGAGUUGUUUGAAUUUUCGGUUUGGUCUGGAUUGCCAUUGCAUUCAAUCUUGUACACAACAUUAGUAUGCUCGUCGUGCGGAGUUUUGUCUUUCACGACCGGUAGAAGUGAUCCGAUCGUUUUACUUUGUUUGGUUGCGAUUUUAAUAUGUUUAAAACCUGGACCUAAUGUUUUUGUUAUUUGUGCUGUUAAGCCAUCAAUAUACAUAUGUGAGAGAUUUAUAACAUUUUAUUUCGUUCUCUUCCAUAGCUG